AUGUUCGCUGACGACCUGAAACUUUUCCGAAAAAUCGAAUCUGAAGCUGACUAUCUCACCCUUCAGAAUGAGUUAGAUUCCAUUAGCUUAUGGUUUAGCACUCUUGGCCUCCAAUUUAAUACUAAUAAAUGCAAAGCUAUGUCCUUCACCAGGCGCCGGUUGGCAAUCGAUUAUUCUUACACUAUCAAUGGUUCAGUGAUUGAUAGAGUUACAAGCAAUAGCGACUUGGGCGUUCUUUUCACUGCCGACCUGAACUUCCGCCCUCACAUUGACUCCAUCUGCUGCCGAGCCCUCAAAUCGCUUGGCUUCGUAAUGCGCACCAUGAAUGAGUUCAAGCUGUCUGGAUCUCUCAAGACUGUCUACUGCUCUUUAGUCCGAAGCAUGCUAGAGUAUGCGUCUGUGCUCUGGGACCCAUUUGUGGUAAUUGAUUCUUGCCACUUAGAGCGAGUACAAAGGCGCUUUCUGUCGUCUGCAGCUUACAUGCUAAAAAUUGUCCAUCCUCCUCAUGAAUAUACUCCAGUAUUGCGCGCACUUAGCCUUACAUCUUUAGCAGAUAGGCGCGUUAAAGCUAAUCUGGUCUUUUUAAAAAAGUUAAUCGAUGGUUCAUUAAAUGCCCCUUCACUGCUCGUCCAAGUAAACUUUAAAGUUCCACAUCGGGCCACAAGGUCUCGAAUUCCUUUUACUGUACCUCUCCAUUGUACCAAUUAUGGUAAAAACAAACCAAUUGACCGCAUGAUGCGGUUGGCUAACGAGGACCCCUCCUUUCUCAGUUUACCUUAA
Molecule: messenger RNA, 780 nt
Organism: Sipha flava (yellow sugarcane aphid)
Lineage: Eukaryota; Metazoa; Arthropoda; Insecta; Hemiptera; Aphididae
Exons: 1
Coding region: 1-780 (259 amino acids)
Source: RefSeq, a predicted model, not a curated record